This is a messenger RNA of Epinephelus lanceolatus (giant grouper), 552 nucleotides long. It is a transcript of the gene atg12, whose product is annotated as ATG12 autophagy related 12 homolog (S. cerevisiae). NCBI's taxonomy places the organism in Eukaryota, Metazoa, Chordata, Actinopteri, Perciformes, Serranidae. Gene Ontology annotation, molecular function: Atg8-family ligase activity. The record is from RefSeq and is a predicted model, not a curated record. Gene Ontology annotation, biological process: piecemeal microautophagy of the nucleus; autophagosome maturation; autophagosome assembly. Gene Ontology annotation, cellular component: Atg12-Atg5-Atg16 complex; autophagosome membrane; cytoplasm.
CGCAGCGAAUCGCCGUGCUAGCUGAGGUGGGCGGGUACUGCUCACCCACAGUGGUCACCUGAAGAUGUCUGACAAUGCAGAGUCCCCAACGGAAACGCAAAAAGAGGAGUCACAGCCGCCGUCAGACGACUCAGCGACAAACGAUGAUAAGAAGAAAAUUGACGUGUUGCUGAAGGCAGUGGGAGACACUCCUAUCAUGAAAACAAAGAAGUGGGCAGUGGACAGGGGGAGGACGGUGCAGUCCCUGUCGCAGUUCAUCUCUCGCUUCCUCAAGCUUGAUGGCAGUGAACAGCUGUUCAUAUAUGUAAACCAGUCCUUUGCCCCCUCACCGGAUCAAGAAGUAGGAGUCCUCUUUGAUUGUUUCGGCAGUGAUAACAAGCUGGUUCUUCAUUACUGUAAAUCUCAAGCCUGGGGUUAAACCGCUUCUACAACUCCCUCUUUCUUAAAUUCAUCCUCCAAACAUGCACACAAUGUUGUUGUUUUUUCAUUUUUAUGUCUUUUUUUUUUCAGUUUUCUGUACAUACAUAUUGUAAAUAAAUUAUUGUGACUAUA